Molecule: messenger RNA, 2562 nt
Organism: Grammomys surdaster
Lineage: Eukaryota; Metazoa; Chordata; Mammalia; Rodentia; Muridae
Gene: Tspan14
Product: tetraspanin 14
Exons: 9
Coding region: 133-945 (270 amino acids)
Biological process (GO): protein maturation; protein localization to plasma membrane; regulation of vascular endothelial growth factor signaling pathway
Cellular component (GO): membrane
Source: RefSeq, a predicted model, not a curated record
CCCCGCCCCCGCCGCUCGGACAGCCCGAGUCGCGCCCUCCCGCUCGGCGCCGCCGAACUUGCUCUAACUUCCUCGGCCAACCGGGCCGCGCUGCCGCCGCUGCUGCCGCGCCCGGGUCCUGCUUCUCAGAAGAUGCACUAUUAUAGAUACUCGAACGCCGAGGUCAGCUGCUGGUACAAGUACCUGCUCUUCAGCUACAAUAUCGUCUUUUGGUUGGCUGGAGUUGUCUUCCUUGGAGUCGGGCUGUGGGCAUGGAGCGAAAAGGGUGUGCUGUCCGACCUCACAAAGGUGACUCGGUUGCAUGGAAUCGACCCUGUGGUGCUGGUCUUGAUGGUGGGCGUGGUGAUGUUCACACUGGGAUUCGCAGGCUGUGUUGGGGCCCUACGGGAGAACAUCUGCCUGCUCAAGUUUUUCUGUGGGGCCAUUGUGCUCAUCUUCUUCCUGGAACUGGCCGUGGCUGUGCUGGCCUUUUUAUUCCAAGACUGGGUGAGGGAUCGGUUCCGGGAAUUCUUCGAGAGCAACAUCAGGUCCUAUCGGGAUGACAUUGACCUGCAGAACCUUAUUGACUCCCUUCAGAAAGCCAAUCAGUGCUGCGGGGCUUACGGCCCUGAAGACUGGGACCUCAAUGUCUACUUCAACUGCAGCGGUGCCAGCUACAGCCGAGAGAAAUGUGGGGUACCCUUCUCCUGCUGUGUGCCAGAUCCUGCACAAAAAGUCGUGAACACACAGUGUGGCUAUGAUGUCAGGAUUCAGCUGAAGAGCAAGUGGGAUGAGUUCAUCUUUACAAAAGGAUGCAUCCAGGCUCUGGAAGGCUGGCUGCCCAGGAACAUAUACAUUGUGGCUGGCGUCUUCAUUGCCAUCUCACUGUUGCAGAUCUUUGGCAUCUUCCUGGCGAGAACCCUGAUCUCAGACAUCGAGGCAGUGAAGGCAGGUCAUCACUUCUGAGAAGCAGAUGCAGCAAGUGGAGCUGAGCCACACGGAAGGGUCAAGCCUUUCACUGUCCAGCAGCAGCAGACGUCGAUGUUAGCCACCCACAACCAGACCCCUGUCUUUGGCAUCAGCGUGAUAUGACCUCUCAGUUUCUUCUUGCUGGUGCUGCAGAUCAAGGCCCCCUCUCAUCUGCCCACACUUGACAUGGCAUCUCUGAAGGGAUUUGCCCAGAGACAGAGAAUGUGUUUUUAUGUGGAGUAGUAACUCUGAGGACAGAUGGCUUCCACGGCUGCAGGAAAGGCUUGAUGACCUUUAUGGAGCCCAAGAGCAUCUUCAGGCCCCUACCUACUCAGUAAGGCUUAGGUACAUGCUCAGCUAUUAUCUUCUGUGGGUAUAACAUCAGUAUGGGACCAGCAUUGAGGACAAGGCUUCUGGCUCCAUUGGAUCAAGAAGGAUGGGAGGGAUAAGUGGUCCAGUGGUUCCCCCCUCAUGCCAACAGGGUUCAUGGUGGUGCAAACAUGCCAGGGUUUGCAGAAACCUCAGCCAUGUCCAAGUGAAGUAUGCCUGAGCCAGCCAUAAGCGGUCAUGGGGAGCACAUCACCACUGCCUUCCAAGCCUAUACUGCUCUCCCAGGGUAGAACAGCCUUGUUUCUCCAUAGCAUUAAGCCCUGCUGAGGGCCAGCUCUCCUGUUCCUAUAGUGUGUAAAUAGUUUAUUUAUAGGGGUAAGAGUGUUCCUUCACCAUGUCUUUAUAGCCUCUUCUGUCUGGCAUUCUUUUCUCAGCAGCCUUACCCAGUGUCUGGGACCAAGCUGUCCUUUUCAGUUCCCCAAAUGUCUCAAGAACCAGCUGUGACAGCUUCUCCCUCUGGUUCACAUUCCCUCCAUGCACCCCUGCUUGGCUUCACUGUCUUCUGGUCUCGGUGCUACUGAAAUGGCCACCAGAACUUGAAUCCUGAUUGACCCUUUCUUCCUCCCUAGUGCCCUGUAGGGAGCCCCAGUUCCUGAUCACCAGCUGGAAACUGGGUUCCUCUCAUGACCACAUACAGCUAGUGGCCCAAAGUGUGCUGUCCCUGGAGGGCAACACUCCUGCAGCCAGGCCCUGGCAAGCACAGACAGCAGGUGCUGUGAGGAAGCUCAGCGCGUCUUAUCUCUAACUUCCAUGGUGACCCCCCCCUCCCCCACCCACAUGCCGUGUUCACUGUCAGCACUGUUCUGAGGCUGCUCUUGAAAAUGAUGUCUAUGUUACGUACUGGAUACUCUGAGGCGUGCUGAGUGUCUGUCCACCUUGGGCUGAGCUACUCUCUAAUGCUUCUUUAUAGCUUGUAUCUGUCCUUACCGUUCAGGGAUUGAGUGCUACCUUCAGUUACUUACCGAAGUGUACAUUCUCGUGUGGUGUAUACUGGUGAUACUGGUGGGUGUGUGUUCAUGAUGAUGAUGAUGAUGAUGUUAUAAUUUUUUAAAUAAUUCUCUAUAGACUAGAGGAAGAAGAAUGCUUGUGUUUUUAGGAAGUGUGAAGCUUCUCUUUGACCUGCCAAACUCUUUUAUGGAAUAUAUCUUUAUAUUAAUGCUGUUGUUUGGGUCUUAUUUUUUUCCUUUCUGGUUUGGAAUCACUAUUAAAAAAAAAAAGCAUUAA